Enterobius vermicularis (human pinworm) is the source of this 852-nucleotide messenger RNA. The record is from the annotation of a GenBank genome assembly. NCBI's taxonomy places the organism in Eukaryota, Metazoa, Nematoda, Chromadorea, Rhabditida, Oxyuridae.
AUGGGGCACACGACUAGCACGGUUCGAAGUGAAGCUCGUCGUGCAGUGCAGUUGGUUUUGAUUACUUGGCCUGAUUUCGUUGAAAUGAUUUGUGAGCUUAACGAGAGGUAUGCUUUGCAUUGUCCUUUCCUUAGUUCUGAAUAUGAGUCGUUUAGAUGUUGCAAGUUGAAAGACGCAGAUGGCUACUACUUAGUAUUUGCUGUGAAACGAGGCAGCGCAGAAAACUUCUUAUGGAAAGCAACAAUAAGAAUUUGUAUACUGAGGGUCUGUAUUAUUGAUUUAGGAGUAGAUUAUCUUAUUUUAUCUUAUUUUAAAGCUGAUUUAAAAUUAGUAAGAACUCCUUGGAGAUCCUACAUUUUUUUUUCUUUGAAGAAAAAGGACGAGCUUAACCCCGAUUCGUAUCGCGUUUUGACACUGGGCCAGUUUUUAACUUUGCAUAAAUCUCUACUAGUAAUGUUAAAUGGCUUAGACGAUGACCCUGACGCAGUUUUGAAGGCAUAUAAUUCUUCUGCGUAUUUGGACAGACUUUUUCCUUGUUAUAAAUAUCAAGCGUUCUUUAAGUUUCAUCAUGUAUACCAAAUGAAUUGUUACAGCCUAUAUCCAGAGAACGGCGAAUGUAUUAUAUGUAUGGAACGAAGGACAGAUACGAUCAUCUCUUGUAUGCACUCUUAUUGUUCUGUGUGUAUUGAACAGUGGAAGGCCUACGGGAAGAACUUCUGUCCACUUUGCCGCGAACCGUUGCAAACAGAUGGUUUGGAUUCCUGGGUGAUGCCCAAAGAGCCAGAAAAUGAUUUGCUUCGAGAGUACUUGGCUACGCUUGCGGUUCCAACUGAAGAGGAUGUUAAAGAGUGA